AUGACGGGCGGGCGAUCACCUUCUUCACCAUGGGUGCAGAGUGCACAAGGAUGUUCCCGCGACAGAACCGCACCCUUUCAUCCAACCCUAUCUCCAUCCAACACUGGCCUGCAAUCCAGUGGUGAACGGUCCAGUCCCAACUACUUUGGCAUCGCCGUUGAGAACUCCAACCCAUCCACCUCAAGCCCGGGUCUGCAUACUCAGAAGAACUGGGGCUCAUUACCACGGGCACAUUCGGCCCUCCCCAGCCCGAAACUACAUCUGUAUUCACAAGAGUCGGUGUCGGAAGGCCUGGUAAAUUUGCUAAGAACCGAGUCGAAAGUCGAUAAGGGACGCCGAGAAUCGGCCUUUCAGGGCCGUCCUUCGAACGGCGAUGGACACACGGCCUCAAUGGAGUCCUAUCAUGCGCAUCCUCACGGACAAAAUUGUGAGGCCACUAGCCGGGUACAGGAACACUCCAAUGGGCGUGGGCCGACGAUGACGAAAACCACGGCUACCUCCCCACAAAAUUCUUUGUCCGGUUCAUCUCAGUGGAUCUCCGACGAGCAGUGCGCUCACCUACUUCAAAGCUCUUCGCAGGAUAUUCUGUUGCUGGAUGUUCGCCCUUACGCCCAUUUUUCGCAGGCCAAUAUCAAUGGAUCCUUGAAUCUCUGUAUCCCUACCACUCUUCUCAAGCGUCGCUCUUUCGAUACCCAAAAGCUUGCAGCCACCUUCACAAGCGACGCUGAUAAGAAAAAUUUCGGUCGCUGGAAGGAAUGCAAAACAAUUAUUGUCUAUGAUGCAGCCACAACCGACGUUAAAGACGCUGUACCGCUCCUGAACGUGAUCAACAAGUUUCAAGCAGAGGACUGGAAUGGUCAAGGACUGGUCUUGCAAAAUGGCUUCAAGGGCUUUUCUGAUCGGUUUCCUCGCUUGAUUCACCGGCCACAAUUGCGGACUGAAGUUUCUCCAAAGAAACGUUCUCCAAUGAGCCUUGACAUUCACUCGAUUGCUCCUGUUGUUGGAGGGUGUGCUCUUCCGGACUCAUCCUCGGCGGCGAACCCAUUCUUUGGCAAUAUCCGUCAGAACAUGGAUCUCAUGGGAGGCGUUGGACAAAUCCCUCUGAAAGUCCCAGAUCAUUUGUCCGAAGCCAAGAGACAAGGUCUUCCUCCUUGGUUGCGAGAAGCUGCCGACAUCAAGGAUCAGGGCCGAAUAGUCUCAGAGAGGAAAUUCAGCUUUGGCCGGCAGCGCCUCAAAAAAUACCGCGUCGCCGGCAUUGAAAAGGGCACCAAGAACCGUUACAACGAUAUCUAUCCCUUCGACCAUACCCGAGUUCGGCUGGAGGGGAUCCCGUCGGGUGCUUGUGACUAUGUGAACGCAAACCAUAUCCAGGCAGAGCUUAGCAACCGGCGAUAUAUCGCCACCCAAGCCCCCGUACCAGACACAUUCAAUGACUUCUGGCGCGUAGUAUGGGAGCAAGAUGUUCGACUGAUCGUCUCGCUGACUGCCGAGCUCGAGCGAGGGCAAGUGAAGUGUCAUCCGUUCUGGAGAUCUGGAGAUUAUGGGCCUUUCUUGGUCAAGACUUACUCGGAGAGGUUCAUUCAUGUCGAGUCCAAGGGACGGUCAACCGACCCUACGGCGAAGAGCCCUUUGCCAUCGGAUGCACCGCCACAAAGUACCGACUCCUCCAAUGAGAAUCCCGUCAUCAUUGUGCGACACUUCAGCCUCUAUCACACUUCUUUCCCCUUCCAGCCACUUCGAGAUAUCACGCAGCUUCAGUAUCCUUACUGGCCUGACUUCGGGACUACUUCACAGCCGACACACCUUCUCAACCUGAUUGAGCAAUGCAAUAAGGUUAUUCGCUCCACCAGCACUCGAAGUUUUGGGAGUCAGCAUCCAGAGCCGAGUGGCCAGCGGCCGGUCCUAGUCCAUUGCAGUGCGGGCUGUGGUCGCACGGGCACUUUUUGUACAGUUGAUAGUGUGCUGGACAUACUGAAAAGCCAGCGGUCGCAGAACUCAGGCGCUAAUGAGUCCUCUGAAUUGACUUGUGAUACCAGCCUGGACCUCAUAACGAAAACAGUUGAGGACUUUCGAACCCAGAGGCCUAGCAUGGUACAAAACCUUAGUCAAUUCGUUCUCUGUUAUGAAAGCGUCCUCGAAUGGCUUGUCUCUCAGACAGACAAGAGUGGAUGA
Penicillium atrosanguineum is the source of this 2172-nucleotide messenger RNA. RefSeq lists its product as uncharacterized. Gene Ontology annotation, biological process: protein dephosphorylation. The transcript has 4 exons. Lineage: Eukaryota; Fungi; Ascomycota; Eurotiomycetes; Eurotiales; Aspergillaceae. The coding region runs from base 1 to 2172 and encodes 723 amino acids. Gene Ontology annotation, molecular function: protein tyrosine phosphatase activity. The record is from RefSeq and is a predicted model, not a curated record.